ACUGGUCCGCAACUCACCUGCCUGCCGCUGUCACUCACUAUUCUCGCCUGUUUGUCAGCAUUCGAAAAAUCCGGUUUAAAUGUUGUUUGUUCGGAAGUGAAAAAGCCAAUCCAAGCAAUCCAGGGCGCUGCUGAUGGAUAAAACCAAAUCGUCGCCGCUGGUCAAAGCCAAUCAGCACCCGAAGCCGGUCAGCGUCUUCUACGUUUGGUACACUGAGCUGUGUCGUCGGCUCAACAUCAAUCCGGCACCAGCCGUGAAGCCGGCCAAGCCCAAGUGCCAGACGGUGUUGGAUUUUGUGGCCGAUCGGCUGAAGAUCGAAGAAUGGACGCCCGUGUUGAACGCCUUGCGCCAAGACACCAGUCUUCACGUGGUGGCGGUUCGGAGCAGGAUCGGAAACUGCCAGUUUCUCCACGACGUGGACACGGAGGAAAAGGCCCGGAGCGCCAAGCGGAAGUACGGAACCAUUUGGACGGCGUACGUUCUGAAGCAGCUGCUCAGAUCCAUCUCAAUCUCUCUCAGAAGCACUCAGGUGCUGACCUAUCUAGAGCUGGAUGGUCUUCCCCUGUUCUUGCAGUACCUGGAACCGCUCCUGCAGGCCCUGAAGCGCAACCAGACCUUAAAAACCUUGUCGUUUUCCAACUGCUCCAUCCAGGACGCAGGCUGCCAGCUCGUCUGCUCCUACCUGCGUUUCACGCCCAACAUCGAAGUGCUCAACCUGUCUGGGUGCCAUUUGAGCCCAGUAAGCGGCGAGCAUCUGGCGAAGCUCAUCAAGUACCAGCAGAUCAACAGGUACUGCGAAAGUUGGCACAGCUCAUUGCGCUACGAGAAUCCAGAUGCUGGCAAAAUGCGCGGCAUCAAGCGAAUCUCCAUCAACUGCAACCCGUACUUUGGCGAUGCCGGCUUGAACUUCGUCUUGGACGAGCUGGAGGAUGACCUGUGGAUCAAGGCUCUGGACAUGCAGAAGUGCGGGUUGACUGAAAAUGUGGCCGCACGCGUUCUGGACAUUGUCCAGUACAAUAAAACGCUGGAAAUUGUCGAUCUGCGCCAAAACGAGCUUCUCGGCAUGGCCACCGUGGAAAAGGUCCUUCAGCUGCUGAAGCAGCGCCAGCAGUUUGGGAUGCAGACGGAGUUUCAAUGGUGCGCCACUGCGGUCUCCCUCACCUGGUCCUCCGUUCACUCUGCGACCUCAUUUGGCACCUCCGCCCGCAACGUGCACAAGACCAAGUCAGCGCCCAUGAGAUCCUCGCCCUCCAAAGUCAGCACAGUCACUUGGGAUCCGAGUGUGCGCAAAACGAAAACAGUGGAUGCCAUCCAGAAAAACCCGUCCAACUUCCUCAGCUUGAACGACACGAAGAAGCAGGUGCUGGCGCUGAACGAGAAGCUGCAGAAGGAGAUCCAGAAGCGCAAGGAGAUGGAGAAGCGGAACGAGGAGCUGCAGAACCAGUUGAACCAAAUGAAAACCAACAAUGUGGUCAAGGUGGUUAAGACUCGGGUGCCGCUGAACGGGGUGCAUCAGAAGCCCCUAGCUGUGCGAAGAAAGGAGGCAAAGAAGCCGGAUCACGCGCAGACCAAUCAACCGAAAGUGGUAAAGAACGGCUACCAUUUGAACGGGGUGAAGAACAACGGCAAAACUGUCUACGACAUGCUGGAGAAGCUGCUCAGCGCUGGACAGCCUCUGGAAGAAGACGUGGAGGACCAACUGCUCAGCUACUUUGCCGCUGAUCAGAAACCUUCCAAGCCGAAAGCUUCUCCACCAGACUCGUUGUCCAACAGCCAUGUGUCGCUCUACAAGUACAUGGAGGAGCUGAAGACGCAGAAGACGUAGCGAUUUGGCCAUGGGCAGUAACGGUUAAGAACUUAAAAUGGUUUUGCUUCAUUUACCCAAUGAACUUACGGUAGGAUCGAUGUAGAUUAAAGAGAAUCUCUCUA
Molecule: messenger RNA, 1929 nt
Organism: Dendroctonus ponderosae (mountain pine beetle)
Lineage: Eukaryota; Metazoa; Arthropoda; Insecta; Coleoptera; Curculionidae
Product: protein Cep78 homolog
Exons: 2
Coding region: 134-1825 (563 amino acids)
Cellular component (GO): centrosome
Molecular function (GO): protein binding
Source: RefSeq, a predicted model, not a curated record